Messenger RNA from Poecile atricapillus (Black-capped chickadee), 2777 nucleotides. It is a transcript of the gene PNRC2, whose product is annotated as proline rich nuclear receptor coactivator 2. Gene Ontology annotation, cellular component: nucleus; P-body. The transcript is spliced from 3 exons. The record is from RefSeq and is a predicted model, not a curated record. NCBI's taxonomy places the organism in Eukaryota, Metazoa, Chordata, Aves, Passeriformes, Paridae. The coding region runs from base 567 to 989 and encodes 140 amino acids. Gene Ontology annotation, biological process: nuclear-transcribed mRNA catabolic process, nonsense-mediated decay.
GCCGCCAUGUUGUGCUCCGUUGUUGGGGAAGGGGGGACGGGGGGUCCCGGCUCCCCGCAGGUGUCGGUGAGAGAAGAAGGGAGAAAGUUCGGAGGCGAAGAAGCUCCGGUCGGCGGGAGCUGACGGCAGCUGGGCCGGGGCCGGUGACGUUAUCUCGGCUUUUGGUUGCAGUCCAAACAAGGCGGAAGCUGGAAAUGGAGCUGGGCGGCUCCUCUGGAGCUGAGGGAUGGACAGGGGGCUGCUGAGUUUGGAGUGACAGGAGCUGAACAGACCCGAGUGCGUCAAGAUUAAAAUCUCAGAGAUCCCAGGAAAAGACAAGCAAUGAGCAAAACAGGAAAUUAGUCAGGACUUCUCCCUUGGAGUUUCUGUGCCGAGAAUCCGAUGUUGGGCUCGGCUCCCUGGCUGAAGACAGCAGAUCAGCCCAUGAAAACUUCUAUUCCCAGCCAAAGGAAGGAGUCCAGCACAAGGCAGCACCUGUUCUUUCAGGCUUGGAAGCAAGAAAGGGGACAAGAGUUGGAGAGUGUGGAAUCGGAGAAGACCACUGAGAGGUGACAUUUAAGUUGAAGAUGGGAGGUGGAGAAAGAUACAACGUUCCCGUUCCCCAGUCUAGAAAUACCACCAAGAACCAUCAACAACUUAAAAACAGGCAGAAGAACAAAGACCAGAAUUCUCAGAUGAAAACCUACGUGAAGAAGGAAAGAGGCCACGGCUGCAGCUCCUCUCCUGGUGCAUGGCAGGCCAUGCAGAAAGGGGGGAAGAACAACGUUCCCUUCCCCAAGAAUCCCAAUUGGAAUCCUGCUCUAUCCAAUCGCAACCUGUUGUUCACCCCUCAGAGCAACCAGAACUAUGCUGGGGCCAAGUUCAGCGAGCCACCCUCCCCAAGUGUUCUGCCUAAGCCACCAAGCCACUGGGUACCUGUUUCUUUCAAACCUUCUGAUAAAGAAAUAAUGACAUUUCAGCUCAAAACCUUACUGAAAGUCCAGGCCUGAGGUGUAGUGUGUGAUUUUUCGGAAGUGAUUUCGACUGUCAGGGUUUCAAAUUUGAGCAUUGCUUUUCCCAACUCCAGCUGCACAGAUGUGCAGGACCAGGUGUUCUUGCUGCAUGUAGUUAGUCACUUGGAGAGGGGUGAAAGUUUACAUUCCCCUCAUCUUUUACCUCAAAAGUUCAGUGCUGUGUUCACCUCACUGUGAAAUAGCUAUUUUCUUGAAAAUCAGUCAAAUCCUGAGCAGUCACAUUUACUGUAUUUAAGAAUAAAUGGGACUGUAUUCCAGAAUUGGACUUGUGACUCUGAAUUGUUAGAAAACCACCUUUUACCUAACUUAAUGCAGCAUGAACUGAAAAUUAAAACGCACUGAAAACUUUAGUCAGGUUAUUUGCUGCUUUUCAGACUGGUGUGAGAUUUGCUAAACACUCUGCAGAGCAGAAACCUCCACCUGGGCACAAGGGGAGGCAACAGCUGAUUGUCUUACCUGUCCCUGUAAGCUUUGUUGGCACUCCUGCAGUGGUGGGUGAGUGUUUCAAGCCCGUGACUCCCAUCUGGAAUGUUCUGGAAGGGUGUGGAAGAACUCCUCAGGCAGAUCCAUAAAGCCUCUCCAGCUGUGUUUCCCAGGAAUCUCCGUGAGUGCCAACUAAAGACCUUGCAUUGCCAGGUGACUGCCAAAAAACCUCCCCCCAAUCCUUUGUAUGCCCACUGCACUGAGGAGUUCUAAACCACAUUUUUCUAUCAGUUUUUAUAAAAAAAAAAGGUGGAGUAGUUCCUUAGUCUAGUCUUAAAUUGGUUCCCCUGUAACAAUUAAUAGUUUGGGGCAGGUAUUAGAUGUUCUCACAGGGAAGACAGAGCCAUGUAAAUACAUGUAAAACAUUGUAGCAUAUGUAAAUUUCUGCUGGGCUUUCCUGCACAGAUGUAUUUUUAGUACAAAAACUGCUGAAUGUAAGAUGACCAUGUUGAGUACGUGGCCUGGUUUUAAAAAAUGAUAUUUUGUUUAAAAAAAAUUAACAAAAAAAAAAGACAUUUGUGGCUGUGCCCUUGCACUUCACAUGCAGUGAAUAUGCACAUUGUAUUUGGUUGUAAUCUCAUUUUUUUAAAGUAAAAUCAGUGCAAAAGAGGCUUAUUUAGAUUUUUUUUUAAUUAAAGAAAAAAAAAAAUUAAAAAAAAAAAAAAAAAGCUGCUGGAGUUUCAAAUCCUCCUGUUGUGAAUGUGUAGGAGAGGUGUGUGUUCAGUGAUGAAAAAACACUGAAAUGUUCCAAAUCAAGUGUUUCACAAGAAAUGCAAAUGCCUGGGUUUGGGUGCUUGAUAAAACUGAAGGAUUGUAAUCAUUCUGUGUUUCUGAAAUGUAUCAAUGCUCUGUAAAACAACAUUUUUGUCCCAAUCUUUGCUAAAAUCAGGGCAGGUGGCUCCUGUGCUGUCACCCUCCAGCAGGAACAGCUGGACUGUGACAACAGCAGCAGCCAGGGUUCUUUCAAAAAUACAAGGAUUACUUAAAAAAAAAAGUGCUUUAAUUUGAACAGGCCUUUUGCAGAUUGUGAAAUGUUCAGAGGUGUCUUUCUGUACAUUCCAAAUGCAGUGGCAGCUGAGCUGAAUGUUUACAAAAAUUAUUGCUCCUAAUCACAUGGAAUUGGCAGUCUCUAAACUUGUGUUGUGACCUGGACCUUCACCAGAGUCUGAGCUGUAUCCCAGUUAAUUAUCAAUUCUCAACUUCAAAUUGUCAAUUACUGAUGAUGUUUGUACAAAUUGGAAACAAAACAUUUUAAAUAAACUUUUUUUUUUUUUUACCCCC